Molecule: messenger RNA, 456 nt
Organism: Trichoplax adhaerens
Lineage: Eukaryota; Metazoa; Placozoa; Uniplacotomia; Trichoplacea; Trichoplacidae
Exons: 1
Coding region: 1-456 (151 amino acids)
Source: RefSeq, a predicted model, not a curated record
AUGCAGCGCAAAAGGAAAAAAUUUAACAAUAUAGAUGAAUAUACGAAUAUGGUAAUAAAGGAAGAAUUAACAGAGAGUGAUUAUCAUGAUGAUCUUACGUCUUCUUUCAAGCGAGCUAAGAGAAAUGGCAUUAAGUAUAUCAAGAAAGAAGAUGUCAUAAAAGAGUUUACUGUUAUACCUUCGAUUGGAAAGAGUCUUGCUGAAGAUAUGUAUAAUUUAGAUAUUAACUCUAUUGAAGAGUUGAAGAUGCAUCAUCCUGAUCAGAUGUACGCAAAAUUAAGAGCUCAAGCAGCAGCUCCUAUGUGUAGAUGUGUAUUAUAUGCUUUUCGCUGCGCUGUGUAUUACGCUAGUAUACCUAUCCAAUAUCACGAUAAACAAUUACUCAAAUGGUCGUCAUGGAGCGAUAAAAACGUACAAAAAUUGAACUUAAAUGAGAGAUUUAAGCAUUUAUUUUAA